UCCACCUCAACAUCCACAAAAAUGGAGUCUCUGUAUGCAAUUCCGUUCACUCUUUUGGAGUGUCCUAACUUGAAAUUAAAGAAGCCAUCAUGGGUCAAAAUGCCAUCAGCAAUGUUUAUGUUUGCUGCCGUUUUGGGGUCAUACUUUUUGGUGACCGGAGGUAUCAUUUAUGAUGUGAUUGUGGAACCCCCAAGUAUUGGCUCGACAACAGACGAAAGAGGAAAUUCCAGACCAGUAGCAUUCAUGCCUUACAGAGUGAAUGGCCAGUACAUCAUGGAAGGUCUCGCAUCGAGUUUCCUCUUCACAAUAGGUGGUCUCGGGUUCGUCAUCCUCGACCAGACAAAUAAACCAACAACGCCCAAACUCAAUAGAAUUCUCCUUCUUAGUGUUGGAUUUGUCUCCAUCCUUGUGUCAUUCUUUAUGUGCAGAGUCUUCAUGAGAAUGAAAUUACCUGGUUAUCUUCAGGAGUAAGAGGAGCUAGGGUUCAAUGCUGGGAGAUUACAUUUUGGUGCCAACCCUGGAAUAUCGUAACAAGUCAAAAGUGCUCUUCCCAAUCUUAUAAUUUUGGGAACAAAACAACCGUCCCAAAAUAAAAUUUUCUACUUAUCACAUUGGAAGUCCUCCAAUACCAGAUUUACUGAACUUCAAAACAAAGCAAAGAAAAUGAACAAUUAUAAACAUUUAGCAUAUUUGGUGAAAAUUGGACCAUUUCAGUUUUACAAGAUUAUCAUCCAGGUUCUGGUAGAUCUUAAAUUGAAGUGUGAAUGAUUGUAUGGUACUUAAGAAGAGUAAAAUAAUUUAAUGCAUUAAACUCCUUUCCCAGUUGUACAGUCCCAGAACCCGAACAUACAUUACUUUUGAGAAACUGUAUUGUUCACCCUGGUUGAUCUUGUGUACUACUAUUUACAAUCCAGUUCAUAUUUUGUAUUGUGGCAAUGUUAGGAAUUCAUUUGCAAGCCCUGUCGUGCUCAAAUGAAGACGGGAUCAUGUUGAAUUGAACAGAACUCAAGAGAAGGAAAGAAACUGUAAAUAUAAUCAAGUAACAACCAUGAUGCAAUUUCUUGUAUAAAACAAUUAAGUGGGUUUUUGUCAUUACACUGUGUAAUACAUGUGUGCAUGUAAUUUAUAAAAGAAAUAAAUAUGAGGAAAAAAAUUUGGAAA
This is a messenger RNA of Lineus longissimus, 1161 nucleotides long. Its product is annotated as oligosaccharyltransferase complex subunit ostc-B-like. The transcript has 4 exons. NCBI's taxonomy places the organism in Eukaryota, Metazoa, Nemertea, Pilidiophora, Heteronemertea, Lineidae. The coding region runs from base 22 to 471 and encodes 149 amino acids. The record is from RefSeq and is a predicted model, not a curated record. Gene Ontology annotation, cellular component: oligosaccharyltransferase complex.